AACUCAUACGGUGCUAAGCACUUACUCACAACUCCCAAGAUAGUUCACUUCCCUUUCACUGUCUCUCAGCAGUAAACAUCUCCUUCAGCAUCCAUCCAUCCCGUCCCAGUAACCCGGCACUCCCCCAUCUCGCUCCUCUCCCCCAGAUCACAGCGACACACCCCACACAACACAGCGAAGCUAGGCUGGCCUUCACCCCCUACAGUCCCUUCUCCUCCAAUCCUCGACGCACAUAGCUGGACGGAGGUCAUCGGAGGGAUAGCUUUCCUGAGACACGCCCCCCCUCGCCCAUCACCAGUCUGCCAGCCCACCGAAGACAGCUCCCAGAAGCAUACUGCCCGGCAACAUCUCCAACAUGAACACACCGAAUCGAGAGGAUCUAUCAGCAACAUGGAACUAUCUGGAGCAGGGAGUGGAGAAGAUCAUGCGGGAUCUGAACAGUGGCAUGGACAUGAAUACAUACAUGGGUGUCUACACGGCGGUUCACAACUUCUGCACAUCUCAACGCGCUGUUAGUGCCAGUCCGUCACUCCAGCAGGCCGCCGGUGGUCAUCGAGCCAACCUUCUCGGAGAGGAUCUAUACAACAAUCUCAUCAAUUAUUUGUCCAGGCAUCUGUCCGGGUUGAAAUUUGAAUCGCAGAAGCACGCUGAUGAAGCGCUGCUGGCCUUCUACAUCAAGGAAUGGGACCGGUACACCACGGCGGCUAAGUACAUCAACCAUCUCUUCCGAUAUCUCAAUCGACACUGGGUGAAGCGGGAGAUGGAUGAGGGGAAAAAGAACAUCUAUGAUGUUUACACGCUUCAUCUUGUGCGAUGGAGAAUGGACCUCUUCGAUGACGUUCAGAAGCACGUUAUGGAUGGAGUGCUCAAGCUCGUGGAGAAGCAACGCAAUGGCGAAACCAUUGAGACGGCGAUGGUCAAGAGCAUUGUCGAUUCGUUCGUGUCACUCGGUCUGGACGAGAACGAUUCCACAAAGUCAACGCUCGAUGUGUACCGCAAAUACUUCGAAUUACCGUUCCUAGAGGCGACGACGGCCUAUUACCAGAUCGAGUCCAAGCAGUUUGUGGCGGAGAACAACGUUGUUGAGUACAUGAAGAAGGCUGAGACAAGGCUGACGGAGGAGCAAAACCGGGUACAAAUGUACCUCCACCCCGACAUCAGCGGGCCUUUGAUGAAGACUUGCGAGCGGGUACUUAUUCAGGAGCACGCGCCACUACUACGAGAGGAGUUCCAGGUUCUGCUGGAUAACGACCGUCAGCCAGACUUGCAGCGCAUGUACAACUUGCUCUCACGCAUCCCUGACGGAUUGGAUCCUCUUCGUACCAAAUUCGAGGCGCACGUACGACGGGCUGGUACGUCCGCGGUGGACAAGAUCGCUGAUGGGGGGGACAGUCUUGAGCCCAAGGUGUACGUGGAUGCUCUUCUCGAGGUCCACACGCAGUACCAGAAUCUCGUCAACACGGCAUUUAAGGGAGAGGCCGAGUUCGUACGGUCUCUGGAUAAUGCUUGCCGUGAGUUCGUCAAUAGGAAUCAAGUCUGCAAAUCGGCAUCGACAAAAUCGCCGGAGUUGUUGGCGAAGUACGCCGACUCCCUCCUCCGGAAAAGCGCAAAGAGUGCCGAGGAAUCGGAUCUUGAGAACAAACUCACGGCCAUCAUGACUGUCUUCAAAUAUGUGGAAGAUAAGGAUGUUUUCCAGAAGUUCUACUCAAAGAUGCUCGCCAAACGUCUGGUGAACAACCUCUCUGCCUCGGACGAUGCCGAGACGAGCAUGAUCGGAAAGCUCAAGGAGGCGUGUGGAUUCGAAUAUACCAACAAGCUGCAGCGCAUGUUCCAAGACAUGCAGAUCUCCAAGGACCUGAACGAUUCAUACAAGGAGUGGCUCACCAAAAUGGCAGACGGCGGGUCAGGAGUGGACUUUUCAUGCCAGGUAUUGGGUACGUCGUUCUGGCCGCUCAACCCGCCCAACACCCCCUUCAACAUCCCCGAGGUCAUCGUACAGACCUACUCUCGUUUCGUCGAGUUCUACAACCAGAAGCACACUGGUCGUAAACUCACGUGGCUGUGGCAUCUGUGCAAGGGUGAUCUCAAGGUCAACUACUGGAAGAACACCAAAGUACCUUACACCUUCCAGGUGUCGACCUACCAGAUGGCGAUAUUGCUCCUCUUCAACGACCAGUUGACGGUGACGUACGAGGACAUCGAUACCACUGUUGGGCUCACCAAGGAUUUCCUGGACCCUUCAUUGGGCGUGUUCCUGAAGGCAAAGGUUCUGACCAUCUCUCCUCCCGGUUCGAAGCCUGGGCCGGAAACGACAUUCACUCUGAACCCAGACUUCAGGAGUAAGAAGAUCCGUGUGAACUUGAACAUCACGGUCAAGGCCGAACAGAAGCAGGAAAUCGAGGAGACCCACAAGACCAUUGAGGAGGACAGGAAGUUGUUGAUGCAGUCGGCCAUCGUACGUAUCAUGAAGGCGCGUAAAGUGAUGAAGCACGUGGUUCUCGUGCAGGAGACCAUCGUACAGAUCCAGUCGCGAUUCACACCCAAGAUUCCCGAAAUCAAGAAGUGUAUAGACAUUCUACUGGAGAAGGAAUAUUUGGAGCGACUCGAUGGCGAACGUCUAGGUAAUUAUACCCGCAUGUGCGUGCAUACAUGGUUGUGCUGACAAUCAUUCUCCACAGGUUACUUGGCGUAGAGAUGCACCGCU
Tricharina praecox is the source of this 2704-nucleotide messenger RNA. RefSeq names its product Cullin. Gene Ontology annotation, cellular component: SCF ubiquitin ligase complex. Gene Ontology annotation, biological process: SCF-dependent proteasomal ubiquitin-dependent protein catabolic process; protein ubiquitination. Bases 356 to 2662 code for a protein of 768 amino acids. Lineage: Eukaryota; Fungi; Ascomycota; Pezizomycetes; Pezizales; Pyronemataceae. The transcript has 9 exons. The record is from RefSeq and is a predicted model, not a curated record. Gene Ontology annotation, molecular function: ubiquitin protein ligase binding.